Molecule: messenger RNA, 1437 nt
Organism: Fusarium falciforme
Lineage: Eukaryota; Fungi; Ascomycota; Sordariomycetes; Hypocreales; Nectriaceae
Exons: 2
Coding region: 1-1437 (478 amino acids)
Source: RefSeq, a predicted model, not a curated record
AUGGCUCAUAUUCACUCCCCCUUUUGUGGCUGCUCUUCGGUCACAAAAUACAUUCAGAAAGAACAAGAUCGAGUUACUCCUCAGCCAAACCAUAUCACGGCUUGGCUCAACAAUCUCAGCGACACUCCUACCCUUCCCGAUACCGCUGCACCACCUUUCAGCAGUCAAGUCAGGAAGAUGAACUCAGAAGGCUGCAACUCGGUUUUUAGCCAACACUCCGCCGUCUUCGGACAUGCUCAACUCGCCAUCUCCUACAACACUUCCGCCGACGUACCCAUGGUUGACUCUCACAGCUUCAGCUUUUUCUCGUCGGGGGCACAGGUCAAUUUCCCCAUGACCACCCCAGAAUCCGACUCCGACAUGUUCUCUUCUCUUUCAGUGGUGGGAUCAGUCCGCUCGACAUCUCACCGAAACUCCAAGCCUACGUCGCGUCCCCGUGGGAUCCUCGGUAUGGGCCGAGGCCGCAGAGCGGAUUGUAGUUUUGUUGUGGACUACGAGAAGAAGAAGGCACUUCGCCGAUUGGUCAGAAUGGAGGAGAUUCCCAAACCUCCCCCCUUAAAGCCUGCUGAACAUCAUCACAGCGCUUGCGGGUGUUCUUCUAGGUCUGUCGUCAAGAAGAAUUGUGAGGUCUUUCGUCUAGAGGGUAUUCUCCUAAACUGGAAUUCGUGGGGAGAUCUCAAGUCCCCGUCCGACAAGACCUACGACUUUGACCGUCCGUCGUGUCUCAGGAAGGUGGCUCUCGUCAACUUUUGUGACGACUUGGAUUCUGGAGAGAGCGACAGUGAUUUCUCGUCAUCUGAUGACGACAGUGACACUGACAGCAUUUGUCACUCGUUUGACGGGGACAAUGCCUCCAGAACCGGGAGGAUGCCAAGGUUUGUCAAGGAGAAGAAGAUCAAGUCUGUCCACUUCGGCAAGGCACACUGCCUCCGAACAGGCCAGAGCAUGCCCCCGACUCCCAGGACGCCCGAGAAUGAUUCACGGGUGGAACGCUACAAGGCCAGGCAAAUGAUUGAGAACAAGUACCGCAAGAUGUUGGCCCACAAGGACGACGAGGCUGCCAACACCGAGCAGCCCCCAUCUAUAGCCUUUAUCCGGCAAGAUGAGGAAGUUGAGCAGCGUCUCGCGAGGGCCGAAGACAUCUCCUGGGCCAACGAACGAGCAGCCAUCGGUCGUGGUGCCCUCGACUUUUUGAUCUUUGUGUGUCGCGACAAGAACUCCAUCGGCAACCAGAUCAGUGAACACCUGGUUGACCGGCUCGUCAAGCACCGUGGCAAUCUCCACAUUGUGGGUAGUUACCACGGUGAGGAGAGGGAGUACGCGAACCCAGGGACAUCAAACGCCUCUCCUGUGCCGGCGCACUUGUACCGCGACUGCCGGGGUUCCAUGUCGUGGGUCAGGACGGAUGAGGUGGAUGAGAUGGACACGAGUAUAUGA